Molecule: messenger RNA, 1329 nt
Organism: Cryptosporidium ubiquitum
Lineage: Eukaryota; Apicomplexa; Conoidasida; Eucoccidiorida; Cryptosporidiidae
Product: BRCA1 domain-containing protein
Exons: 2
Coding region: 1-1329 (442 amino acids)
Molecular function (GO): protein binding
Source: RefSeq, a predicted model, not a curated record
AUGUAUAUUAGGAAUGAAACAGAAGAAGAUUUGAAAAACGGAGAAGAAAUAGAUGAAGUCGGUUGUUUAUUAAUAUUUGAUGAAACUUACAAAUCCGUAAUUGAUUCUUUUCCAUUAAAUGAAGGAAGGAAUUAUAUAUGUGGGUCAACAAAGUCAGUUUUUGAGCCAUUUGGUGAAAAAACCAAAAAGCGAGUUAAGAAUACAAAAUUAAAAGGAAACCAUAAAACUGAUAAUGAAGAUUACCAUGCAAUCAUACAUGUUGAACAAGGUGAAUUUUUUGUUGAAGAUAAUAACAGUGAUGUUGGGACAUUUAGAAAGAAUUUGAAACAUAAAAUAAAACCAAAUUGCAAGUACGAAUUAAUUCCUGGUGAAGACUUAUAUUUUGGGAAUUUAAAAACCAAAUUAAUAAGAUACGAUUCAAUGGAAUCUAUAGAGACCCCAAAAUGGAAAAGGCAUAGUAUUGAAAAUAAAGAGAAUGACCAAAUACAACUGGAAAUUCUGGAAGAAAGUCCAAAAAUUGAUCAAAUAGAAAAUAUUGAUUUUAUUAGAAACAAAAAAUCUCCAAAAAAUGAAUCAAUAUCAACAUUUAAUGAGGAUAUUGAAAAUGAUUCUUUACUUUCAAAUAGACCAAAGAGGAAAUCUCCAAAAAGUAUACAAGACAAAAAUAUAAAUCAUUUAUCAGUACAAAAUGAAACAGAUAAGGUAGUAUUACUAUGGACAGGAUGUACUCCAACAAAUAAAGAUAUUGAAUUAAUAAGAAGAGCAAAUCUAACUUCUAUAGAUUCUGAGGAUCUUGAGUUUAUGUCAGAUAAAGUUACACAUGUGGUUUCAUCAUCAAUUAAGAGGACAUUAAAAUUUUUAUGGGCAAUAUCAAAGGGUCUUCCUAUAAUAUCUCCAAUUACCUUAAGGCAAAUAUUGAAUUUAUAUAGAAAUAAGGAAUUAAAUUUUAAAGAAUUUAAUAAUUUAUGUAUGAAUCAAUUACUUAAUGAUUUAGAAGGUGAAAAGAAGUUUGGUUUUUCUCUUAAAAAUUCCAUUAAUAAGGCACAAAAUAAUAUGCCGAUCUUUAGUAAUUAUAAAUUUGUUAUUUCUCCAAAUAUAAAAGUUCCUUCUAUUAAUGAAAUCUCAUGGCUAUUAAAAUCAAGUAAUGCUGAAAUUAUUGAAUUAGAAAAGGCAAACAAGAUUCAAAAUAAGUCAAAUAUUAUUUUUAUUGGAACUAAUUCAGAUCCUAAUAAAUUAUUCAAAAAUUUUAAGACCCAUUCAAUUGACUUUAUUUUUGAUUCUAUAAUUAAGCAGGAAAUCAACACCAGUAAAAAUCUAAUCACAAUUUAA